AUGCUUGACGGAAACGACCCGGGACGUGCGUUCUCGCAAGUUAAGAUGUUUAUGGCGAAAUUCGGGGAUGAAUCUGUGGUGCACGCACUAGUAGACGCACAAGUGACAAGGACAGACAGCCAUUCGCCGCCCUACUCGCCGGUAAAAGACGUAUGGAGACUUCUACCACAACUUGUGGGUGACUGGAUCAGCAGCGGUAAAACCGCUUACGAAGUCACCGUUACUGAAUCGCGUAGCAAUGAAAGCCUCCGAAGAGUUUGCUGUACAAUGGACGUUGAAAAUCGUCCGUCGGACGUAUAA
Peronospora matthiolae is the source of this 300-nucleotide messenger RNA. The record is from the annotation of a GenBank genome assembly. Lineage: Eukaryota; Oomycota; Peronosporomycetes; Peronosporales; Peronosporaceae.